Rotaria sp. Silwood1 is the source of this 735-nucleotide messenger RNA. The record is from the annotation of a GenBank genome assembly. NCBI's taxonomy places the organism in Eukaryota, Metazoa, Rotifera, Eurotatoria, Philodinida, Philodinidae.
AUGCAGAAACUUCGAACAUUGCCAUACAUAGAACUUAAAUCAUUUAUAUUAAAUCAAGAUCUUCAAGUAAAUAAACAAAAUUGGAAUGAAGGUAAAAUACGCAAUGCAAAUGAUACCGUCUUGUCAUCUAAGUUAUAUGAAGAUAAUUGUAUCAUUAUAGCAAAAAUCGUUCAAGAAAAUAAUGAUGCUACAAAAUCCAUUGCUCAAUUUCAACUUUUGGUGAAAACUCUUACUGGAAAGACAUUUACAUUAGAAGUCGAUUCUAACACAGAUAUUGCUUCUGUGAAAGCAUUGAUACAAGACAAAGAAGGUAUUUCCCCUGAUCAGCAACGUUUAAUAUUUGCUGGAAUGCAACUAGAGGACGACAAAACUUUGUCAGAGUAUAAUAUACAAAGAGAAAGUACGAUUUAUAUGGUACUACGAUUACGUGGUGAAAUGUAUCAUUUUACGAGCGGUCGACAGGAUUUUGAAAGUUUACCAAAUUCAGGAGCCAAAGCAAUAAAAAAUGUUCUUGCUUCCGAAUUUAAACAUAUGAAUCAUUCUGAACGCUUGUCACCAGCUGAACUACAAAAUUCUCUUUUACAAGGACAAGCUGUUCUUUCAAAAUUAUUUCAUGAAAUCAAAGAUUUCUCUGUAACUGAUGACCUUCCACAUUUAAAAAACAUUAUAUUAUUGACUCCUGUUGAUAAUGAAGAUGAGAAUAAUGGUGAAGAAGAUGAUAUCUCAAAUGAGUAA